AUGUGGAAUAGUAGUAAAUGUCAUAGUCGAAGAUGGCUAGUCACGGACACAAGGCAAUCGGACAUAGGAAGCAGCGAAGACAGGCACACGCUGUCCAUGCGGGCGGAGAAGCAGUCACAGUCAUCACAGUCAACAGCGACGUCAGCGCUGCAACAACAGCAGCACACUAAACGCAAAUGCCGGCAAUUAUGCAACCACACCAAUAUGGUGCAUAGUACAGUGAAGGGGCAACAUCAGCCACAGUUGCUACACUUGCCAAUCAGUGUUCUCACAUCAGAUACAACAGCAUCGAAGUGUAGGCGGCGAUGGCGACGGCCGCGGCCACAUUCGAGAACGGCUACUAUGAUGCAGUUCGUGACGCUGUGGUUCUCAUCCAUUUCCUCACUAGCGCCGCUGAAGCGCACACGAGUCAACGCUUGCCUUAACCAAAUAAUAGAAGUAUUACUAGCCUUACUAUUAGCCAAUUGCCUUAUGCAGCUGUUAGGACAAUUGCCCGUAGCUACGGCCGCAUUCGGUGCGCCACUAGCGGGCGACACGCUCGCGGAUGCGUAUAAUUUUUACACGAGUAGCAGAAGUCGGCAAGGUGACGAUGGUAGUGCCUUCGAUGAUGGCGUUUAUAGCAACUAUCGCCAACCGCACAGUAUAGGUGGCAAUGUGGCGUAUGCAUUCAAUGCAUUGCAACUACCAUCGGCUGCUACGCUGGCGGCUGCAUCAGCUUACAGCCUACCCGAUGGCGGUGAUGCGUUGUCGGUGAAUCAAUUGCAACGCAGUCAAAAUUACAAAAUCAGUCAGAAGCCCUGCUCGAUUGGACGCAUCGAAGGCACCUGUAUGUUCGUGUGGGAGUGCAUCAAGUCCGAGGGCCGACAUGUGGGCAUGUGCGUGGACUCGUUUAUGUUCGGCUCGUGUUGUGCACACAAUUACACAGAUAAUAUUGUAAUGCCGCAAACGUUCUCUUAUACGCGGCCCACAAAACCGCUCGGUAUUGGCGGUCUGAAUCAUAGACCACGACCGCCGCAUCAGCCCCACAAGCCGAGCAUUAGUGGCAUGACUACCAUCGAACGACCGCACGGCGCUGGAACGCUGGUCAUACGCCCCUCUGGGCCGCACCAUCAGGGUGCGUUGCAUAAGCCACAAUAUACGAAACCCUCCUCGUUAAGCAGCACGACAUCGUUCUCGACGUCUCCCUCAACAACGAGCAAAACAACAACAACCACUUCAACGGAGAAGACUAAUGCGCACUGGACUUCGAACGCAGUCCUGUUGGACAUGCAGUCGGCAGCGGCUACGUCGACGGUAACAGCGUCAAAUCUCUGGCAUACAUCACCCCAACUGACAGCCGCAACGCAACACCAUUGGCACAUAACGACUGAGCCGAAUUUUAUUACCAAACCACGGCCGCCCAGCUGGGAGAAACCGACCGGUAUGCGUCCCUCGAAGCCAUCAAAACCAACAAAGAAGCCUAUCUUGCCGCAGCCACAAUUGCCCAGCUUCCAACUGACGCAGCAACAGCAGCAGCACACAUCGCCGGUUAUUGUGUUCACGACGCGAAGGCCAAUGCCGUCGACGUCAACGCAGUCAGUGUCUACUAAACCAUCCUCCUUGCCUCCUGCAUCAUCACCGAACACCGCGUCAACAACACCAAUAUCGGCGUUGUCGUUGACGCGACCAAAGCCACCGUUCACCUCCGCUUCCGCAGCCUCCACUUCAUCCUCGGCAGGCAUCAAUUCGCAGCAGCAACAGCACCAACACCACCAGCAUCAACAAUAUCCACAAUAUCAGCCGCCGCCUAUGUAUGCGAAGCCACCAACGAAAGUGCCUGCCACAACACUGGCGAGCACCGCCGGCAUUGGCAGCGCUACAUCAACUACUACAACGACAACAACAACAACUACAAUGCGUAUACCGUAUAGUACGACGGUGAAAACGACAACGCGUCCUUACACGCGCCCAACCACGCCCAGCUGGGUCAUUAGCGAAAGUGGUGUGCCCAGCAGCAGCAGCAGCAGCAGCAGCAGCGGCAGCAGCGGCAGCAAUAGUGGCAGCGGUGGUGGCGACGCAAUUUAUCCACUGCAAUCUACUACAAAGAAGCCAACAACAACAACCAUAAUGACUACAACAACGCAAAAGAAUAGACCAACUUCAGCGUCUUCUUCCACAUCAUCCGCAUCAACAUCGCACAGUGGCUCCACGACGAUACCCAUCCGGCCUACGUAUCGCCCCACAUGGUCCACAGCAUCAACAGUGGCGCCCACGCGUCCAAGUUCUUCCACAUCAGCAAUAACUUCAUCAUCAUCAUCAUCAUCAUCAUCAUCACCCUCAUCCACUUAUGUCACCACAUCGCAUUAUAUGCCUCCUUAUGGACAUUACCCACACCCGCAGCAAUCACAUCAACAACAUCACACAUUGUCGCCACACAAUCUUACGACGAUCGAAUCGAAUGAGAUCUCCGAUAGUUUGACAGAUAAUAGCACCACUCUCAAAAUCAUCACUGCGGCACGUAGCGAAUGUGGCAUACCGGUUUUGGCGCGUCCGGAGACGCGUAUCGUGGGAGGUAAGAGUGCGGCGUUCGGCCGUUGGCCGUGGCAAGUGUCGGUGCGUCGCACUACGUUUUUCGGUUUCUCGAGUACGCAUCGUUGUGGGGGCGCGCUGAUCAAUGAGAACUGGAUCGCUACAGCGGGGCACUGUGUCGAUGAUCUCCUCAUCUCUCAAAUGCGGAUACGCGUCGGUGAAUAUGAUUUCUCACACGUGCAAGAGCAGUUGCCCUAUAUCGAACGGGGUGUGGCCAAAAAGGUCGUACAUCCCAAAUAUAAUUUCUUCACCUACGAAUAUGAUUUGGCAUUGGUAAAAUUGGAACAACCGGUGGAGUUUGCGCCACAUGUCAGUCCCAUAUGCUUGCCGCAAACGGAGAGUUUAUUGAUUGGCAUGAAUGCCACGGUGACCGGUUGGGGACGUCUCAGUGAAGGCGGCACGCUGGCGUCGGUGCUGCAAGAGGUGUCUGUGCCGAUUGUGAGUAACGGCAUUUGUGAGUCAAUGUUUGCGCGCGCCGGUCGUCAAGAGUCGAUACCGGAUAUCUUCGUGUGUGCGGGCUAUGAGAAUGGUGGACAUGAUUCGUGUCAGGGCGAUUCCGGUGGACCGCUGCAGGUGAAAUCCGCAGAUGGCCGCUUUUUUUUGGCUGGCAUCAUCUCGUGGGGCAUUGGCUGUGCUGAGGCGAAUUUACCAGGUGUGUGCACGCGCAUCUCACGCUUUGUGCCCUGGAUCAUGGAGAAUGUGUCGUGA
Messenger RNA from Anastrepha obliqua, 3276 nucleotides. RefSeq names its product serine proteinase stubble (gene Sb). The record is from RefSeq and is a predicted model, not a curated record. The transcript has 9 exons. Gene Ontology annotation, molecular function: serine-type endopeptidase activity. Bases 1 to 3276 code for a protein of 1091 amino acids. Lineage: Eukaryota; Metazoa; Arthropoda; Insecta; Diptera; Tephritidae. Gene Ontology annotation, biological process: proteolysis.